This is a messenger RNA of Podospora anserina S mat+, 627 nucleotides long. RefSeq lists its product as uncharacterized. The record is from RefSeq and is a predicted model, not a curated record. The coding region runs from base 1 to 627 and encodes 208 amino acids. The transcript has a single exon. NCBI's taxonomy places the organism in Eukaryota, Fungi, Ascomycota, Sordariomycetes, Sordariales, Podosporaceae.
AUGAAAUCAAUACUCUUCCUUCUCUCCUCCAUCUCCCUAGCCGCUUCAGCCUGCGCCCAAGGAAAGGACUACUUCUUCCACUAUGUGGCCGGCAACUCUGUGAUUAACGGGCAGCGCCUCCGCGGCAACUUCUCCAUCCCAUAUGUUUCUCCUGGCGUCUCUCACGCACCGUACAACCCAUCCGACCACUUCAACCGCAUCCAUCUGAACACUUCCCUCACAUCAACGGCACCCAAGGUGCUCCUGGUUGUGCCGACCAACCCCCAUCCUCCUCCUGUACCUGGAUACUAUGGCUUGUCCAAUGCGGAAGGUUUUGAUUCGGCCUAUCGGCUGGUGUACUCUUAUCGGCCGGAGGAGGCGGGCAACGGCUUUGUGUACCGGAAUUGGAGGACGAAUGGGAAUUUCCUGAGGUUUGACAUUGGUGGUGCGAGUGAUGAUGGGUAUCGGUGGAUUGCUGUCCGGGAGGUGACACAGGCCGGGAAUGAGAGAUGGGUGCCAUGGUGGGUGAAGCCGACGGUGGCGAACUUUGCGACUUUGGAGGGUUGGGAGUACGAUAUUGCCGAGCUGGAGUUGGUGGAGGCGACGGGGCCGGUGAACUCACUCGCGCCUGGGGGGGUGCAGGAGUAG